Cladophialophora yegresii CBS 114405 is the source of this 894-nucleotide messenger RNA. RefSeq lists its product as uncharacterized. The record is from RefSeq and is a predicted model, not a curated record. The transcript has a single exon. Bases 1 to 894 code for a protein of 297 amino acids. NCBI's taxonomy places the organism in Eukaryota, Fungi, Ascomycota, Eurotiomycetes, Chaetothyriales, Herpotrichiellaceae.
AUGGCCACCAGCCACGGGCACGAAGACGAAAGCGAGAACAGGGACGAGACUCACGCUGAGAUGGGACCUGAAAGCAAUGGUGAUAGCAAUACCAAAACCGACACCAACUUUGACGGCAACACGGUCGGACAAGUCUCUGGCUUGCACUCGCACUCGGCGCCAAUCUUCAUAUCAGGAAAUGAAGCCGCCAAAGCCUCUGGCAUCUCUGGCGAGUUCGUACAACGAGGCUCAGAGACUGGUGAGUCGCGUGACAGAAUGAUCGACCACAGCCAUAACCACACCAACACCAACAGGAACAGAGACAGCGUCGACAAGAACCUUCAAAUGUCCUUUGACAUCACGCGUACCACUGGGGCCGAGACAGACACGCAGACCGAGACCGAGACCAAGACCGACCCCAAUGUGACGAAUGGACCAGGUCCGGCAAUCGACGCGGUGUCAUCUUCAUCUCCAUCUUGUGAGAGUACAUCUCCACUUCCAUCUCCACUUCCAUCUUUACCCUACAUCGGAGCAGGGCCUCGGGACACAGACACGCCUCGGCUUGCAGCUACAAUCGACACAUCUUCUUACACCACAAACACAACUUCAUACUUAUCUGCCAUUGAGUCGUCUCCUCAGAACGGAAACACAGCCUCAUAUUUGUCGGCCGUCGACUCGGCUUCUGGCAACGACAACAGCGGCAGCGGCGGCGGCCGCGCCUGCGAGGGUACCACCAAAACAAGACGUCCCCGCCGCACGACGUUGGGAAAGCUGGAACAGAGCGUCAAGGUCACCUUGGAAAACGAGUGCGCGAGAGCUGAGCUCGAGGAGGCGGGGAUUCAUGUCGUGGAUUUUGCGACAGGGUAUGCUACCAAGCGCGCCCCACCCACUCACUCGACAUGCCGUUGUGACUGA